Trypanosoma rangeli is the source of this 6177-nucleotide messenger RNA. RefSeq names its product putative helicase. Gene Ontology annotation, biological process: spliceosomal complex disassembly. Gene Ontology annotation, molecular function: RNA binding; ATP binding. NCBI's taxonomy places the organism in Eukaryota, Euglenozoa, Kinetoplastea, Trypanosomatida, Trypanosomatidae. The record is from RefSeq and is a predicted model, not a curated record. Gene Ontology annotation, cellular component: intracellular anatomical structure; catalytic step 2 spliceosome. The transcript has a single exon. The coding region runs from base 1 to 6177 and encodes 2058 amino acids.
AUGCUGCGGUGGGUGUCUUUACUUCUCCGUCGCCCUGACGCCGGGGUGCACAGCAUACAUGUCUGCUGCCGCCGCCGCUACCACCAGAAAAGCAGCAGCGUCGCGAAAAACAAUCUUGCAAUGAUGUGUGGGGGGAACACGUGUGGCUCCAGUAAUGGCGUGGGCGACGGUGAGACGAACAAGGACGGAGGGCAGGAAGCAACAUCAUUGCCAUCAGCAGCGGCUGCUGCGCCCCCACCGCCUGACAUGUCAUCUCCUGUAACGCGCCGCCGCCGUAGCAGCAGCAGCAGCAAUAUGAGUGAUUUGCUGCACAUGAUCGCAGAACGUAGACGGCCCGCCAGUGAAACGGCGACGGGGCGAAGGCCUUCAAGGUCCACAAGGGGAGGAGACGCCGUAUUAGCGAAGUGCUUCACCUCAGCCGCCGCCGCCGCCACUCAGUCCGCACGGAAGCAGCGGCCACACGCCCGGCCAGCCGCCGUGCCGGAGGUGAUUCGCGUUGAAAAGACGACGAGUGAGGCAGUUGUCUCAUCCACGCUUUUAGAAAAACUUCGACGCAAUGUGGUGCGUAAGCGGCUCAAUUGGGAACGGAUGCUCGCACAGCACCCACUCCUGCAGCGACUGCCUGUGUGGCGGGAGCGAUCCGUCUGGAGCGCGCGCUUCGCACCAUCAUCGGCUCUUCCUCUGCCGAGUGUUGCGACUACGACGGAUGUAUUUGUCUGCAGCGCACCGACAGGUUCGGGGAAAAGCAGCCUGGUGCCACUUUUUCUGUUGGAAUCCCAUUGGGUGCGACUGCUGCAGCGCAUAGACGCGUCCUGCGCAGUGGCGCAUCAGGAUGGCGUUUGUGUGGAAAAUGCAGCCACGCCGCCUACACCACCCAUGCCCUUUGCCGUUGCCGGCGGCCCUCGCGAGUUUGUAGCGGAGUUUGGGGCAAGUAGCCGUCUCUGUAUUGUGGUGUCGCAGCCCACGCGUCUCGCAUGUGUGGAGCUGGCGAGGUUCACCGCUGCUCUCGUGGCCGCAUCUUCAUCACCGACAGCAGCAGGCACCUCUUCGCCGUCAAGUGAUGUGGCUCAUGUUGGAGGUCGGGUUGGUUACGCCGUUGGUGGUGAUGCGUGCUUCUCAGCAGCCACUGAGAUCAUCUACGCGACGCCGGGCUACAUUGUGAAUGCACUGCAGCACAAGGGCGGGGCGGUGUCACCUACCACGCUCGUCGUUGAUGAGGCACACUGCCGCGACAUGGAGACCGACCUCCUCCUCGCAUGGGCGAAGCAGCAGCUGCAGGAGCAGGGUGCGGGGAAGACGCAACUCCGGCAGCUGCUGCUGAUGUCCGCGACGCUGCCCGUGGAGCAGAUGGUGGCCUUUUUCACAUCGCGGCUCACUGGAGGCGUUGCAGCGACCGGACUCACCCCACAUACACUUUUACUUAACAGAGCAGUGCAGCCGUAUCGGGUGGAGGAGUACUUCAUCGAUGACCUUCCCGACGCUCUUGAGGUCUCCCAGGUGCUUCGCUGGGGCGGCAAGAGGAAUCCACUCGCCGCUGUUUCCGCCUCGACGUCCUCGUUCUCGUCGUCAGGUGCGUUGCCGGCGUAUCCGCUGCUGGACGCACCUGCGCGGCGUGUGAUGGCAUCGUUGGGACACUUUUUCUCCUACACUCGUUUUGCUUCUGACAUUCACUCCCCGCAGGCCCGCAUUUUGGCGCAGUUCUUGCUAUUUAUUCUGCAGAGUCUUGCCACGACGCCGUCUAUGUUGGGGGCGGCAGCGCAGCAGAAGCAGCCGGAGGGUAUUUUGGUGUUUCUCCCGGGCUUUGCGGAAAUGUCGUUGGUGCUGCAGUCGUUGGAGGCGUUGUGCCAGGCGGCGGAGGCAUCCACGUUUUCGCCACAGCGCGCGAGUCCUCCCACGCACGGCGGUGUGAGCAGCAACCGCGGCAACGUCAUAUUUCUCCGGUACGAGCAGUGGUGCUUUUCUGUCGCGCUGUUGCACGCCACAGCCAUUGGAAGUCCGCAGCAGCAGUUGCACGACUCUGCCGGUCCCUUUCCACACCGUAUUAUUCUUGCCACAACCGUCGCGGAAAGUUCCGUGACAAUUCCAAACGUCCGCUGCGUGGUGGACUCUUGCCUGGAGCGACGCUUCUUCACCGACCCCAUCACGGGCGUCAUGCUGCGCUGCACAGCAGUGGCGAGCGCCAGUAGUCUGCGGCAACGCGGGGGGCGCACGGGACGAACGUGCGACGGUGUUGUCAUUCAUUUGGCCCCGCGCCGCCUGUUUCGCCAGGCAGUGGAGGCAAACACCGCGCUGCAGGAUAAGAUGCAGACGUCACACAUGCCCAUGCCGGCUGUUGCAGCAGCGGCGUCAACGCUGUCCUCUUUGAGGCGUGGUACACCGUCGGGUUUUGUGGCACCUGCGCAGACGCUGCCGGAGAGUCUGACGGCAAACGCAGCGGCGGUGCUUCUUCGCGUGAAGUAUUUGUUUCCCGAACGCCCAAGCGUUUUGGUGCGGAAUUUGCCAAGUCCACCGUCUCCAGACUCCAUAGCCCGCGGCAUGGAACAGCUUGUGGAGCUUGGGCUUCUGCAGUUAGCCGCGAGCGGGGCCGAUGGCGCGGUUCAUGAAGGUAGCAGCAAUGAGGAUGAUGCCGAUAAGCAGCAGAGUAACACGUGGAACGAAGCGGAGGAUGCAGACGACCACAUGCAUGCCGCGCUGUGUCGCUACGAUGGCGCCAGUCUUACCGCAAAGGGGGAGUUUGUGGCGUAUCUUCCGAUCCCGCACGAGCAGGCGUUGCUGGUUUAUUACGCCUUGCAGUUUGCGUGUGUUGAGGAGUCUCUUCUCGUCGCCUGCGCCAUGACGGUGCCAUCGCUGCUGAUGGUCCCACGCAUGACGGUACGGGGCGGCAAUUCGCAGGCGGGUACACCGGCGCUGCAGUACCUGCAAUCCCUGUUGGCUCAGCGUGAACUGGCGGCAGUGGGACGGGGCGGAGAAGAAAGCGCCGACACCGCCGCAAUCUCCGGGGAGGAGCGAAGCGGCUGCCAUCUCAGUGAGCCGCUGAUGCUGCGCUCGCUGCUGCGUGAGUGGUACGCCUGCCACGACAGCAGCGACGUCGUGGCAUUUCACGCCAAGUACCGCCUGAACCGCAGCGCCAUCCGCCUUGUGGACGGCUGCGUCGCACAGUGCGCCGCCCGUCUCUACCACCUCUUUGCAGUGGACGCGAACCCACCUGACGACGCGGCGGAACUACACGGCGAGUACGACACGGCCGUGCGCCGGCCGAGCACGCAGGCGGUGGAGCAGCUUAUCACCUCCGCCUUUCCACGGUCGUACCGGGCACUGUUGGCAGGCUCCCUGCAGCGAUUGCACUGCUGCGCCUUGGACCACGCCGCCCACCGCUUGUCGCCAAGGAGCUGCACGAUGACGCACUGGUACCCCCACGACAAGCAACUCAUCCGACUGCUGCAGCCGUCGGCGCAGGGCGGGGGGCGAAAACAAGGACGCGAUGGAAAACGCCAGAACGGUCCCACGAUGAUUUUUGGUGCCUUUCAGCACCGUCUGAGUGCGGCAUUUGUCGCCGCCUUUGCCCGCAACACUAUGCGUGGCGAGGAUGGGUCGCAUCGCGUGCACUACCGCCGACUCGUGCGCAACCUCGGCGCCCUGCAGGAGGAGGAGGAGAAUAUCUGCUCCUUCACUGUUGAGCUGCACGCGCAACAGCCGCAGGCGGGGGGGCUCACUCAGGCAACACUGCACGAACGACUUACGCCGGAGGAGCUGCACCGUGUGCUGGUGCCGUACCUAGCAGACACGCAUCUGCGUCAGCUGGACCUCUUCGCCAGUGGACGUUCUGCUGUGGCGUGCUUUGGUGCCGAGGAGGUGAAGGAGCCUGCACUCGCAGAAGAUGCUUUGGCCCCGUCUGUGCAGCAGGAGGCACGUUCACAGCAGCAGCAGCAGCUUCUGCUUGCACCGCAAGUCCUGCCAUUCGAACGCGCCGUCAAGUCUACUACUCCCGCGGUGAUGCUGGCGCACAUUGGUAUUAGUCUGCUUGUGGCGAUUCAAAGCGUCCUCACGCGUCUCACGGUGCUGCUUCCACCAGUAACUGUGCCGGGUAAGCAUGACAAAGGCAGUAGCACUGGGGGCAGCAGCAGCAGCAGCAGCAGUAAUCAUAAUAGUGACGGUGGAGGGGGUGAGGGUGGCACACGAGACUGUUCCACGCCGACAAGGACGGUCUCCGGCGCUGUUUCCAGCACUUAUCGUGGGAUUCGCUUCGCCUCGGAGCAGGCGGCGGGUGAAGCGCCGUCAAACGUGCGUGUGACUUGGUACGACAACUACGGACACAUGUGUUCCCUGCUGCUGAGCGAUGUGCGGCGUGCGGGGUACGAGGAACUCUUUCCGACGCCCUCUGAGGCCGCGCCUGAAGACGCAGCGAACGUUCACGGGGGCAAUUCUCCUUCAGCGACGAUGGGACGGGUUUUAACCUCCUCGAGCUGCACUGAGACGGAAGCGAGAUACGACGAUGCGGCAGAUGCGGAGGAAAAUGUGAUGUUGAGUGUGCAACGCGUCGCGUACACCCGCGCCGUGUACUGGAAGGUGACGCUGCCGGCAGUUCGGGUGGCAGCCAAGCGGUGUUGCUCGGGACAGGCACGAACGUCAUGCACAACGAACACGGCAGCGACACCUGCACCCGUGCCAGGGGGUGAGUUUCACUACUGUUGGGUGUGUCACAGCGCCUUGAUGCAGCACGGGGCCUUCCUGGCUCACUGUCGCUCUGUAACGCACCUUAGUCGACUUGCCUUUGCUGUGCGCCACGGCAUGCGGCGUGACUGGGUGGAGGCGUUCAGCAACGGCACACCGUCGCACCUGCUGCUGCGGCAGAACGAGAGUGAAGGCGGUGGGAUGGGCAUGGAGCUCCGGCGCUGCAGUGUGUCGCCGACGUCGUUUAUGAACGCUCUGCAGCUGCAGCCGCGCAGUGAUACGGCGGUCGCCACGAUGCCCAUCGCCAUUGCGGGUUCACUUGUCGCGCAAACAACGGCGGCACAAGACGCGCCAAGUGCAUCAAUGCUUGGCCCUGGGGCAAAUUUGCAGGCGCUGCAUGUCUGGGUUCUGGACGCCGAGACGAAGGCUGCCGUGCCUGCAAACGCCUCAAUGGGCCCACACACAGUCAACUCCCUGCCCUCCUCUGUGUUUGUGCUGGCUGGUUACCUCGCAGCCGCCUCCACAGGCUUUGAGGCGGCGCUGCUGAUGAAUGAAGACCACUCCCGGGUGUAUGCCGUAAUGCUGCACGACUGGGGUGUGUGGCGCCUGCCGGCGCCGCUUACCCGCACGCAGCUGCGGUGUGUUCUGGAGGUGUUUGCGGGGAAACCAUGGCGUGGUGUACCCGUCGUCUCCGAUGAUGUGGAGGGUGAUGCUGACUGCAACGGUGUUGGCGUCGCGGCUGCGGCCGGCGUGAGGGUAGGCGGUACGCAUUGGUGCAUCGCUUCCGACCUCUGCCCGCAGUGCACGUACUGUGGCAGCGGCUGCAAUGCCGCUGAGAAGCGGCAGCAACGGCAGAAUGUGUCGUGUGAUGACACGCCGUCCCCGGCGGAGGUGGUGGAGGGCGCGCUGCUGAUUGUGCUGCACGAGUACAAAAACUCGCAGCGCAGCGUUAUCAGCUUCGCAGACUACGUGCAACGUGUAGUGGCAAAACUCAACGCAUGGUCCGCCGCACAGCAACGCCAGCAUGAGCAGCAGGGGAGUACCGCGACGCGUUUAGGCCGGCAGUUGGCAUCGAACCAAACGGCGGAGGGGGGCGGCGGGGCGGAGUUGCUUGCGCGGUUUGUGACGCGGCGACACAAUCAACCCCUCGAGUCGCUGCUGCGCGACAUUGGCUGCCAGUUCCUCACCCCGCCGGACUUCUUCCUGCAGACGGCAGGCAAGCAGCCCAUCUCGUCCACAGUGCGGUCCAACGACACGCACGUGAACCGCACGGUGUCCUUCAGCGCGAGUGCGGCGGUGGCGGCGGAGGGAACCACAACAGAGAAAUUAUUUCUUCUUCCAACCGUCUUGCCGAGUUAUCUGCCGUCGCCGGAGUUUGCCGCACUGCUGCGACGCCACCGGCGACGCAUACGACAGGCGUCCGGCGAUGGUCUUUCGGCCACAAACGCGGAGGGGCUGGGUGUGGCGACCAACCCCCAGCCGACGAAGCAACAACCGCUAUUUUAA